This is a messenger RNA of Vanessa tameamea, 4233 nucleotides long. It is a transcript of the gene Hex-A, whose product is annotated as hexokinase type 2. Gene Ontology annotation, cellular component: mitochondrion; cytosol. The transcript is spliced from 9 exons. Gene Ontology annotation, biological process: glucose metabolic process; intracellular glucose homeostasis; glycolytic process. The coding region runs from base 352 to 1707 and encodes 451 amino acids. The record is from RefSeq and is a predicted model, not a curated record. Gene Ontology annotation, molecular function: glucokinase activity; ATP binding; fructokinase activity. NCBI's taxonomy places the organism in Eukaryota, Metazoa, Arthropoda, Insecta, Lepidoptera, Nymphalidae.
GCCAAGCGAAUAGAUUCCCCUCAGCUAACUGUAUAUUAUUUAGUUGUAAAAAAGUGUUCAGCCUGUCCGAACAAAACAUCUUUACAGCCUUAUAAAAGUGAAUUAAUUUAUUGUUCAAAAUUGAUAUAUAAAGCCCCCUAAGAAUAUCAAAUGUAACACUCACAAGUUUAUUAUUCAUAUCAGCGCCAUAUAAUUGCGGCAAUUGUCGGUUUCAAUUUAGAUAAAGAUUAUAUUGUGCUCGCAGAUAAAGGAUUUUAUUGUGAGGACGUUAUAGAAAAGUCGCGCGAGGAACAUUUCCACUCAUAACGCUCUUAAGUACAGUGCAGAGUGAUCGAACUUCUACGACGGAAAAUGACGAAGGAUCUAUUGGACCCUCAGAUUCGCGAAGAAUGCGAAGUCUUCCACCUAUCAGAUAAAGCGCUUAGGGAGAUAAUGCACAGACUUCACAAUGACCUAGUUAAAGGCCUCGGCAAAGACACACAUGCUAACUCGAUUGUAAAGUGUUGGAUCACUUACAUACAGGAUCUGCCGAAUGGAAAAGAACGCGGUAAAUUCUUGGCCUUAGAUUUAGGAGGAACAAACUUUAGGGUUUUAAUUAUAAAUCUAGGAGAAAAUCACUUCGACAUGCAGUCGAAAAUUUAUGCUAUACCAAAUCAUAUUAUGACCGGCACGGGGGUUGCCCUCUUCGACCACAUUGCGGAGUGCUUAGCGAAUUUUAUGAAGGAACACGAUGUAUAUGAAGAACGUUUAGCCCUCGGCUUUACGUUUAGUUUCCCUCUAAAACAGCUCGGUCUGACCAAAGGGAUAUUACAACGUUGGACGAAAGGUUUCUCAUGUAGCGGAGUCGUCGGCGAAGAUGUCGUACAAGGCCUUAAGGACGCUAUCGCUAGGAGAGGGGACGUACAGAUCGAUAUAUGCGCUAUUCUGAAUGACACAACGGGUACAUUGAUGUCUUGCGCGUGGAAAAACCACAACUGCAAAAUAGGACUCAUCGUGGGCACGGGCAGCAACGCGUGCUACGUGGAGAGGACGGAGAACUGCGAGCUGUUCGACGGCGCGCCCGGCAAGCCCGAGCUGCUCAUCAACACGGAGUGGGGCGCCUUCGGCGACGACGGCGCGCUCGACUUCAUCCGCACCGAGUUCGACCGCGACGUGGACGCCAACUCCAUCAACCCCGGCAAGCAGAUCCAAGAGAAGAUGAUAUCAGGAAUGUACAUGGGUGAACUCGUCCGCCUGGCGCUGGUCAAAUUCACAAAGAUGGGACUACUAUUUGGAGGGCGGGGCUCCGACCUACUGUUCCAGAAAGGCAGCUUCUACACUAAAUAUGUGUCUGAAAUAGAGUCCGACAAACCCGGAGACUACAGCAGUUGUAUGGACGUAUUGGAAGAGCUUGGGCUGGCGCACGCGUCGGAGGCGGACAUGUGCGGCGUGCGCGCCGCGUGCGAGAGCGUGUCGCGGCGCGCGGCGCACCUGGUGGCGGCCGGCCUGGCCACGCUGCUCAACAAGAUGGCCGAGCCGCGCGUCACCGUCGGCAUCGACGGCUCCGUGUACCGCUUCCACCCGCACUUCCACGCGCUCAUGUGCGACAAGAUCGCCGCGCUCGUGCAGCCCGGCCUGCAGUUCGACCUGAUGCUGUCGGAGGACGGCAGCGGGCGCGGCGCGGCGCUGGUGGCGGCCGUGGCGUGCCGCGAGCAGGCGCUGGCGUAGGCGCGCCGCCCCUCCUUUUAUAUUUUUGUACUUCCGGUCCCGCUCGUCCGCUCGCCGCAACCGGCCGCCUCCGAGUGGCCUGCGUGGCGAAUCGGCCGUUUGUGUUUGCGUCGCAGGGCCGCCGUCCGGGCCGUGUUGAUGCCGCACGGGGACCUUACGAUCGCUUGAAACUCUGCCAGCCGUCUCUAUUUCGGUCACGUCGUACACAUUGUGACAUUGUAAAUGAUUUUAAUUGAAUUGUCAGCAGUAUCGCCGAUCAGAAUGUGAUCGGCUCGAAUGUACCUCGUUCGGUUUUAAAUGUCAAAAGUAGAAAUUGUGGACCAAUCGGUGACUUGGUUUACGCCUGCCGUCGAACCCUCUCCGAACGCUCUUUGCGGCUCCCACGGUAACCCUGCGACGCGUGAAGAGAAACGAGCGAUCCGUGGAGAUCGGAAAUCGGAACAUUAUAUUUAUAUUAGUUUAGAUUAAUGGUCGUCGCGUGCUUCGGCCCUCGGGCGGUAGUUUACAUGCGCGCGGUUCGUUUGAAAAUAUGCUGAUACUUGAGUGACGCGGUCUCGACACUGGAAUGAUCCAGUGUGAAGUAAAUAAUGUAAUGAGGCCGUAUCCCGUCACUAAUGUUUACAUAAACUGGGAGAGACACUAAGAAAUGUUCGUUAUGUUCAAGACGCGUGUACUUAUGUUUAUACCGUACCUUACUUUAGUCUAGUCAAUGUCAAAAAACGAAUAAUCGGCUUUUUAUUAUUCUUCUAAAGUAAAUAAAAUCUUUUUAUAGUAGAAAUAACUGAAGCUGUACAAAAGAUAUAUGAUUUUGUACUUGUUGCUUUAUAAAAUUCAUAUCUUAAGACUGACUUACAUAUUCACACUUUUAAAUUUGUUUACUCCAAUCAAAUAACUAAUCUUAGUGUCAAUCUACGCAGUACGCAUUGUAUUUGAUCGCAAUAAGUGUUUAUCAACAUAAUAUACUUUUAUGAAACUUUUAACAACAGUGAUUAUAUUGUUAUUAUUUUUGAAACAUAGUAAUUUCUACACUUUACAACAAAUAUUGGUCUUGUAAUAUAAGAAUCUACUUUUAUAUCAAAUUAUUGAAAAAAUAUAUGAUAUAUCGUUGAACAUAUUAAAAUGAAUUUUAAUAUGAAUUAUUUAUAUUAUUUUAAAUUAAAUAUUGUGUAUUGAUAGCAUCAAAUAACUAAAGUGAAUAUUUCGUUGUGUGUGCGGUGAGCACUUUGUGAUUGAAACACAUCAUAAGUUGUGUAUCUGCCGAGAAAUAUUAAAAAUGUAGCAAUACUAAGAAUCUCAGUAGUCAUGCUGGCCUUACGCUACUUUAGAAUCAUUAUUUCAAUCAUUCCAUUAAAAAUUGCAUCAAUACACACUGAUUAGUAUCAUUAAAAUUAUGAUUUAAAUUUAAUUAUUGUACAUGAUGUAGUAUCGUAUGUAGUUUGUAAUUAAUUUAGCUUUUAUUCAUUUUAAGUUCAAUUCAAUCCUUGAAACAAAUGCAUAUUAACGAUUGGAGUGAACUCUUAAUGGGAUUCAUGUGAGUGUUUUUAUUAUUUUACUGUGAUAGAACUAGGACUUACUGUAAAGUGUUUUGUUUGCUUGGAAUUAUUCAGUAGUUGUAACAAAUGAUAUUAAGUUCAUAAGUAAAUUAAGAAUUACAACGAGAUAUUCCGAAAUCAGAGCGAGCCGGAUUAUAACUUAUACCAGUUUUCGUUUCAAUCGUUCAUUGAAAUAUGUAAGGAUAAGGCGAGUGCUAAGUACGAUAUUAGGUCAUAGUGUGACGUCACUUCACGUUAUAGUUCCUAGUUACAAAUAGGUGCAUUUUAUUUUUAGAGUUGUAUUUUUCAUGAUUUCUCGCAGUUUGUAACUACUUAAGAAUUAUGUUUAAUAUGUUGACAUUUAUACACAUAAAUUAUUUAUUUUCGAGCACAAAAAUAAUGGAUGGUUUACGUUUGUAAAUUGCACCAUUUUAUUGUGUUGUAGGGAUUUGUGGCUUAAGUACAUAUAAAUACAGAGGAUACUUAACUAUUUCUAAAGAUUGUACAAUUUGUUAUUUUUAUAAUUAUAAGAAAAAGAAAAAUCUAUAUUGCGAUUGGGUUAUUGCUCUCAUUUUGCUCAAACUUUUGAAUUUUCUUUGUUUCGUCGCUAAUGUAAAAUAACAUUGACUUUUGUUCUGCAUAUAUUCGGCAAGUCGCUACAUUCCACAUAAUAUGUGAGACUAUAGUAACAUGAAACUAUGAAAUAAUAACACAGCGUGUGUUCGUAAAGCAGAAGGAACAUAUCGCCAUCCCGACACGUCCACUAGUGCAUUAAUAAGAUAUUAAGGUUUACAAGCACUGGCUGCUUCAUAAAACAAUUCAUGUAUAAUUAAUUGUAUGAUUUUUAUUAUCCAAUGUUUGAAAAUAUUUUAUAAAUAUUUAGGUAACAUAAAUGGAGCAAACGAAUUCAAAGUGAACCGUUGUUUAUGAAAUUAGCUCUAAUUCUGUGAACGCUGUUAACAAUGUUAUUUCAAGAAUAAAUUUUUAAAAACAG